Molecule: messenger RNA, 1560 nt
Organism: Linum tenue
Lineage: Eukaryota; Viridiplantae; Streptophyta; Magnoliopsida; Malpighiales; Linaceae
Source: the annotation of a GenBank genome assembly
AUGAUAAUCUCCUCCACUUCCUUCUUCAGCAUCCCCUUCAUCUCCACGCUGCUUGCAAUCAUUCUUGCAGCCACCUUAUUAUUCAUCCGAAACCACAGAAUAAACCUAUCCAGAAACUCGCCGCCGGGGCCAUGGAAGCUCCCCAUAAUAGGCAACAUCCACCAGAUGGUCGGCGACCAACCCCACCGCCGGCUCAGGGACCUGGCCCGCAAAUACGGCCCCGACGUGAUGCGCCUCCAGCUCGGCGAGCUCUCUUGCAUCGUGAUCUCAACCCCUGAAGCCGCCAAGCUAGUGAUGAAAACCCACGACAUAGCUUUCGCUUCACGGCCUUACAUCCUGGCCACAGAUGUACUCUUCUACGGUCGCAAGGACAUAGGUUUCGCGCCCUACGGAGAGUACUGGAGGCAGCUGCGCAAGAUCUGCACCCUCGAGCUCUUCAGCGCCAAGCGCGUCGAGUCCUUCCGACACAUAAGGGAACAAGAGGUGUCGAAUCUCGUGGCUUCCCUCGCUCUUUCCUGCCACGCGGAGGCAGGAAAGUCCGGACCCGUGGAUCUCACCCGUGCUUUGUUCACCGUGACGAGUACCGUCACUUCCAGGGCGGUAUUCGGUAAGGUGCAGCAGCUGAGCGGUGCUUUCCAGACCGUUCUGGAUAAUUAUUCGGAUGCUACUGGAGGUUUCAAAAUCUCUGAUCUCUAUCCUUCUCUUACGUUGCUUCCAACUCUCACUGGAUUCAGAGCCAAACUAGAGAAGAUGCGUGAAGCAGCAGAUUCGGUAUUGGACCAGAUUAUCGACGAGCAUCAAUUGAGGAGAAGGGCGGGAAUGAAAAGUAACGAUGAUUAUAAUGAGAAGGAGGAUCUUGUUGACGUUCUUCUUAAUAUUCAAGAAAACCAGGAUGUUGAAGUCAUCACACCGGAGGUCAUUAAAGCAGUAACUCUGGAAAUAUUUAUUGCUGGAGUCGAUACAGCAGCCACAACACUGGAGUGGACCAUGUCAGAAAUGAUAAAGAAUUCGGGAGUGCUAGAAAAAGCACAGCGAGAGGUCAGAGAAGUAUUUGGUGAUGGUGAGAACAACAAUUUUAACGAAGCACGUCUUCACCAAUUGAAGUAUUUGGACAUGGUCAUCUCCGAGAGUUUAAGAUUACACCCACCAGUUCCUUUGCUUGCUCCAAGAGAAAACAAAGAUCAGAAAGUGGAACUCAACUCAUCAUAUGAUAUCCCAAUGAACACAUAUGUGAUCGUGAAUGCCUGGGCGAUCAAUCGAGAUUCUCGCUAUUGGACGGAGGCGGAGAGAUUCUACCCGGAAAGAUUUAUCGACUGCCCAAUCGAUUACAACGGGACCAAUUUCCAUUUUAUCCCAUUUGGUGCCGGAAGGAGGAUGUGUGCUGGAGUUUCUUUCGGGAUGGCGGUCGUGAAACUUACGUUAGCAAGUUUGCUUUUCCAUUUUGACUGGACACUCCCUGCUGAACAAAAAAGCAUUGAUAUGACAGAAUGCUUUGGAAUGACACUCAGAAGACAAUAUCCUCUCCGUCUGAUUCCAUUUCCUUAUGGUCCCGUGCUUUGA